AUGGCGGCCGUGUGGAGGCAGACCAGCAGCUGUCUACGGUGGCACCGGACACCGCCGACACAACUGGCAUCGUGGGCAGCAUCGACAGCGUCACGCCAUGUGAGCCGGCCGCGGUUCAUGUCGUCGGCCGCAGCGACAACGUCGCCCUUACGAGGCAUCCUGCGCAUCUCAGAGGAGGUUGAGGCCGCGCUCGCGACCAACCAGCCCGUCGUCGCGCUCGAGUCGACCAUCUACACACACGGCGCGCUCGGCAUGGACCUGCGGCUCGAGGCGAUUGUGCGUGAGAACGGUGGCGUGCCGGCCGUGAUUGGCGUCCUGGACGGCGUGCCGCGCGUGGGACUCUCGCCGGACGAGGUCAACCGGAUGGUGGAGGAAGGCGCACAAAAGGUGUCACGACGGGACCUGGCGGUCAUGUCGGCACGGGGCCACCAGCGCGGACGGCACGGCGGCACGACGAUUUCGGGCACGAUGGUGCUGGCGCGGCUCGCAGGCAUCCGGGUGUUUGGCACGGGUGGCCUCGGCGGUGUGCACCGCGGCUGGCACGACCACAUGGACAUCUCGGCCGACCUCAGCGAGCUGGGCCGCACGCGCGUGGCCGUGGUCAGCAGCGGCUGCAAGGGGUUUCUGGACAUUGCCGCGACGCUGGAGUACCUGGAGACGCAGGGCGUGUACGUGGGCACGUUUGCCGACGGCCGCCCCGCCAACGAGGUGGCGUUCCCUGCGUUCUGGGCGCGCGAGAGCGGCAUCCCCAGCCCGUCCGUGGUCGGCGACGAGGCCGAGGCCGCAGCCAUUGUGUGGGCACAGGAACAGCUCGGCGUCGAGACGGGCCUGCUGUUUGCCAAUGCGAUCCCGCACGUCAGCGAGGUGCCGCGCCUCGAGAUGGAGGCCGUCAUCGACCGCGUGGUCAACGAGGCGGCCGCGGGCGGGUACACGGGCAACCGCAACACGCCGUUUGUGCUGCGGCGGAUCCGCGAGCUGACGGACCAGCGCACGGUGAGCGCGAACGUGGCGCUGGUGCAGGCCAAUGUAGCGCGGGCGGCCAAGGUGGCAGUGCACCUGAGUGCGCUGGUGGCGGGCGGCGAGGACAGUCCAUCCUACACAUCCUAUCCAGUCACGAGUUCACCAAAGGCAGCCCAGACACAAAGCCCUGCUCCAGAGACCACUCCAUCGGGCCGCGUCGACGUGCUUGUUGCCGGUUCUGUGGCGCUCGACCUCAGCUGUGAUUACAUUGACGACGGCCUUGGCGGCGAGAGUUCCGACCCGGCUCCACGGCUACACACAUCGAACCCGGCAUCCAUUGUACCCACGGUCGGCGGCGUCGGCCACAACGUGGCGCUGGCCGCACAUGCCAUUGGAAGCCCCCAGGGCGUGCGUGUACGGCUGUGCAGCCUAGUCGGCGAGGAUAUUGCCGGCGCCACUGUGCUUGCAGCCAUGGCGGCCAACGGCCUCGACACGGACGGCGUCCGACAACUCGACGUGGCCACGUACAGCGCCGCGCGCACGGCACACUACGUCGCGAUCAACGGUGCUGACAAGAAUCUGAUGGUGGCCAUGGCCGACAUGGCCAUCUUUUCCAACGAGCAGCACAACUUUUCCACCUACUGGGCAUCGGCCGUCGCCGCCGCGCAGCCCAGCUGGCUCGUGGCCGAUGCCAACUGGAGUGCGUCUGGUCUGCACGGCUGGAUCCGGGCGGCGCGGCAGCAGGGCGGCGUGCAGGUGGCCUUUGAGCCGGUGUCGGUGGCCAAGUCGAGCCGCUUGUUUGAGGUGACGGACGCCGACAAGUCGAACGAUCGUGCCAGCCACGUGUUCCCCCGUCCCCUUGUUGACCUGGCGACCCCCAACCAGUACGAACUGGCCGCCAUGCACGCCGCCGCCCAGCGCCAUGGCUUCGUCCUUGACGACCCGCACUGGUUCCGCGUGAUUGAUGCCUUGGGCCUGGGUGCCGGUGCCCGCGAGCGGUUUGUCCGUCUGACGUCGUUUGCCCUCACCGACGAAGGCGUGCCCCAGCAGGCGGUCCAGCUGCUGCCCUACAUCCCGACGCUUCUCACCAAGCUCGGCAGCCGCGGUGUCUUGUUUGCCAAGCUUCUGCACCGCGACGACCCCCUGCUGCACGACCGCGCCGCCGAGCCGUACCUGUUAGUGCGCGCGCCUCCCUUCGUGCCGGGCCAAGACCACAACGACACUGAGCCGGCUGUCGGGGGCAUCUACAUGCGUCUGUUCCCGGCCGUGGAGGACGUCCCCGUCCACGACGUGGUCUCUGUCAACGGCGUGGGCGACACGUUCCUGGGUGCCCUGGUGGCCGGUCUUGCGCAAGGCGGGCGGGCCGAGCAGCUGGUGGAUGUGGCCCAACAGGCGGCGGUGCUGACGCUGCGGAGCCGCCAGAGCGUGGGUGGCGGGCUUGCGUCGCUGGCCGGCGCGUUGACGGCAGCGGCCAAGACGGCGGUGUAG
Molecule: messenger RNA, 2448 nt
Organism: Sporothrix schenckii 1099-18
Lineage: Eukaryota; Fungi; Ascomycota; Sordariomycetes; Ophiostomatales; Ophiostomataceae
Product: IdgA domain protein
Exons: 2
Coding region: 1-2448 (815 amino acids)
Molecular function (GO): pseudouridylate synthase activity
Source: RefSeq, a predicted model, not a curated record